Molecule: messenger RNA, 2997 nt
Organism: Urocitellus parryii (Arctic ground squirrel)
Lineage: Eukaryota; Metazoa; Chordata; Mammalia; Rodentia; Sciuridae
Gene: Manba
Product: mannosidase beta
Biological process (GO): carbohydrate metabolic process; glycoprotein catabolic process
Molecular function (GO): beta-mannosidase activity
Source: RefSeq, a predicted model, not a curated record
ACUGACGGGUGGCUUCGCCGCGGCUUCCCUGAAGCUAAGAAUCCGACCUUCACGGUCCGGGGGCUGCAGCAGCCGAGAUGCGCCUCCACCUGCUCCUGCUGCUCGCGCUGUGCGGGGCGGGCUCUACUUCCGGGGCGCUCAGCUACAGCUUAGGAGGAAGCUGGAGGAUCCGCAACGGGAACGGCUCGCUGGAUCUGUUGGGGACGGUCCCCGGCUGCGUGCACAGCACCUUGUUCCAGCAGGGCUUUAUCCAGGAUCCUUACUAUGGAUUUAAUGACCUUAACUACAGAUGGAUUUCCUUGGAUAACUGGAUUUAUAGCAAGGAAUUUAAAAUUCCUUUUGAUAGCAGCAAAUGGCAAAUGAUAAAUUUGAUAUUUGAGGGAGUUGACACAGUUUCAGAAAUCCUGUUGAAUAAUGUCACUAUUGGGAAAACUGACAACAUGUUCACCAAAUACAUCUUUGAUAUUACCAAUGUGAUCAGAGACGUGAACUCCAUUGAGCUGCGUUUCCAGUCAGCAGUGUUGUACGCCACAAAACAGAGCAAAGCUUACACCAGCCGUGAGGUGCCUCCCAACUGCCCUCCACGUGUGCAGAAGGGUGAAUGCCAUGUCAACUUCAUUCGAAAGGAACAGUGUUCCUUUAGUUGGGACUGGGGGCCUUCUUUUCCUACCCAAGGAAUCUGGAAAGGUGUUAGAAUUGAAGCCUAUAAUAUUUGUCAUCUGUAUGACUUCACAUUUGUCCCAAUGUAUGACAACAAAGCCCAGAUGUGGAAGCUUAAUAUACAGACAUUUUUUGAUGUCAUCAGCCCAACCCCAGUUGGUGGUCAAAUGAUCAUAGCCAUCCCUGAAUUAAAAAUACAGAAGACAAACAACAUUAAACUUCAACCUGGAAAAAGGACUGUUGAGCUGUCUGUGAAAAUUAACAAGAAUAUUCCUGUGGAAACUUGGUGGCCUCAUGGACAUGGAAACCAGACUGGGUACAACAUGACAAUUCUUUUUAAACUGGAUAAAGAUUUAAAUAUUGAAAGAUCAGCUAAGGUUUAUUUUAGAACAGUAGAACUUAUAGAAGAGCCCAUAAAAGGAUCUCGUGGUCUGAGUUUCUACUUUAAGAUUAAUGGACUUCCCAUAUUUCUGAAAGGCUCCAACUGGAUUCCACCAGAUUCUUUCCAGGAUAGAGUAACUUCUGACUUGUUACGGCUCCUUUUGCAGUCUGUUGUGGAUGCUAACAUGAAUGUUCUUCGGGUGUGGGGAGGAGGCGUUUAUGAGCAGGAUAAGUUCUAUGAACUCUGUGAUGAACUAGGGAUAAUGGUGUGGCAGGAUUUUAUGUUUGCCUGUGCCCUUUAUCCAAAUGAACAGAGCUUCAUGUAUUCAGUGGCAAAAGAAGUUGCUCACCAGGUCAGGAGACUGAAGUCUCAUCCCUCUAUCAUCGUAUGGAGUGGCAAUAAUGAAAAUGAAAUAGCACUGAUGAUGAAUUGGUAUAAUGUGAAAAUAACUGAUCUACCAGUCUACAUACAAGACUAUGUGGCACUCUAUGUGUCAAACAUCAGAAAGAUUGUCUUGUCACGGGACAAGAGUCGUCCUUUUGUAACGUCUAGUCCUUCAAAUGGAGCCAAAUCCAUUGCAGAAGGCUGGGUCUCUCAUGACCCUAACAGCAAGAAUUUUGGUGAUGUCCAUUUUUAUGACUAUCAUAGUGAUUGCUGGGAUUGGAAAGUUUUCCCAAAAGCUAGAUUCGUCUCUGAGUAUGGAUAUCAGUCCUGGCCUUCCUUCAGUACAUUACAGACGGUCUCAUCUGAAAAGGACUGGUUUUACAAGAGCAAUUUUUCCUUUCAUCGACAACAUCAUCAACAUGGCAACGAUGAAAUGCUGUAUCAGGCUGGACUUCAUUUCACACUGCCCCAAAGCUCAGACCCCUUACGUCAAUUUAAAGACACCAUCUACAUUACACAGGUGAUGCAGGCCCAGUGUGUCAAAACAGAAACUGAAUUCUAUCGCCGCAGUCGCAGUGAGAUAGUAAAUGGAGAAGGCCACACCAUGGGGGCACUAUAUUGGCAGUUGAAUGACAUCUGGCAGGCUCCUUCCUGGUCUUCUCUAGAGUAUGGAGGAAAGUGGAAAAUGCUGCAUUACUUUGCUCGAAAUUUCUUUGCUCCACUGUUGCCAAUAGGCUUUGAGGAUCAAGGUAUAUUUUAUGUCUAUGGUGUGUCGGACCUUCACUCAGACUCUAAAGUGCAGCUCACCGUGAGAAUCCAUGCAUGGAAUUCCCUGACACCUUUGUACUUCACUGUGACUAAACCUUUUGUCCUCAAAGCCGGGCAGGCUGUGUCCAUCUAUGAGCAACCAGUGAAUACAUUGCUGAAGACAUGUGGGAACUGUACCCGCCAAAACUGUGUGGUUUCCUUUUACCUUUCAACUGACCGUAAACGCGUUAGCCCCACCAACUAUCACUUCCUGUCCUCUCUGAAGAAUGCCCAGGGGCUCCUCAAGCCCCAGAUCACAGCCAGCAUCUCUCAGCAAGAUGACGUCUUUGUGUUUGCUCUGGAAACCUCAGCUAUUGCUCCCUUUGUUUGGUUGGAUGUAGGAAGCAUCCCAGGGAGAUUUAGUGACAAUGGUUUCUUUAUGACCAAAAAGACACGGACUGUAUUAUUUUACCCUUGGAAACCUACCACCAAGUAUAAAUUGGAGCAGUCUUUUCAUGUGACCUCCCUGGCAGAUAUUUACUGAAGGAAUCCGGCUGUAUUUUCAGUGUACACUGGGAACAACGCCUUUCUUGAGCACCGGCUGGAGAGGAAGACAACCUGAGAGAAGCUGAGGAAACAAGAGGUGCAUCUGCUCGUUCACAUGCGUCUUGACACUCUCUCAAUUGGUACAGUGCAUACUGUCAGGGAAGGCUGUUCCUCCAGGGAUGGCCUCAGACAAGGCUGUGCCUAGGUGUUCUUUUUUGCUGUUGUUGUUUUGCUGCUCUGUGGGUUGAACCCAGGGUGCCCUACCACUGAACUAUAAC